Molecule: messenger RNA, 375 nt
Organism: Miscanthus lutarioriparius
Lineage: Eukaryota; Viridiplantae; Streptophyta; Magnoliopsida; Poales; Poaceae
Source: the annotation of a GenBank genome assembly
AUGGCUGGCUCUGAGUCCGGUGAUGAUGACGAUGGUCCAACCAUCAACGACGAGCUCAGGGCCACAGGGCAGAUCCCCGAUGACGAAGACGACAUGGGAGAUGCUGCUCAUCUCUUGUUCGGUAGGAGUGCUGCUCCGACCAACCGAGACGAUGCAGCGGCUAGUGCUGCGGCCACCAGCGAUGCAGCAUCUCUGGCUUCGUCCACCACUACGGGAGCAAAAGCACCUCGGAUUCUUCUUCUGAGCGGGGGUGCUCGUAACGUGGAUUCUCGCCGGACCAUGCCAGAGAUAUCGGUGUCCGAGGAGCAUAGCACAGGCUCUACAGGGCGAAAGGGACCUAGAGUGUCUGGUUCUCUGGCUGAGGAUGCCGAAUAA